GCGAAUAUGAAGAUUAUGAAAAUGAGCCUCCUCUGCUUGAAGAACUUGGUAUAAAUUUCUCACAUAUAAAGGAGAAAACAUUUGCCGUGCUCAACCCAGCCGGGACUGCGUCACCUGAAGUAAUAGCAGACCAAGAUCUUGCUGGUCCUCUCGUAUUUUGCUUACUUUUUGGUAGCUUCAUUUCAGCCGACAAAUCGAUCUCAUUUGUUUGCACCGCAUCUGUAUUAGGAUACUGUCUACUUCCAAUGGCUCUGCUCAGUUUGAUCACAGCUGUUCUUUCUUUCAAGGGACUUUUUGGUUACUCGGUGUCGGCAUUAGCUGUUAUGUGGUGCAGCUCUUCCUCAUCAAAACUUUUUGUCAUCGCUCUGAACAUGAAUCAUCAGCGCUUGCUGGUAGCAUAUCCUUGCGUCUUGCUGUACUCUGUCUUUGCACUACUUGCAAUCUUUUAGUU
This is a messenger RNA of Strongylus vulgaris, 451 nucleotides long. Lineage: Eukaryota; Metazoa; Nematoda; Chromadorea; Rhabditida; Strongylidae. The record is from the annotation of a GenBank genome assembly.